GGGACACCCCGCCCUGCCGGGGCGGGACGAGCUGCCAGCAAGGAGCCGAGGCGUGUAAAAGCGAGGAAGAGGGGCGAGUAGCACGGAACUGAGACGGUUGCAGUGGGAGUGCACACGAGCAAACGUCUGAAAUGGCAUCUGAGGGAGAUAAACUUUGGGGGGGAAGAUUCAGUGGAAGCACAGAUCCCAUCAUGGAGAUGCUCAACUCUUCCAUUGCCUGUGAUCAGAGACUAUCUGAAGUUGAUAUCCAGGGGAGCAUGGCUUAUGCCAAAGCCUUGGAGAAGGCUGGCAUCCUAACUAGAACUGAGCUGGAGAAGAUCCUGAGUGGCCUGGAAAAGAUCUCUGAGGAAUGGUCUAAGGGAGUCUUUGUGGUGAAACAAAGUGAUGAGGAUAUUCACACUGCCAACGAACGCAGACUGAAGGAGCUGAUUGGGGAUAUAGCUGGAAAGCUGCACACUGGAAGAAGCAGGAAUGAUCAGGUUGUGACUGACCUGAAGCUGCUCCUGAAGAGUUCCAUCUCUGUCAUCUCCACUCACUUGCUGCAGCUCAUCCAGUCCUUGGUGGAGCGCGCUGCUACAGAAAUUGAUGUUAUCAUGCCUGGCUACACCCACCUGCAGAAAGCUCUGCCCAUCAGAUGGAGCCAGUUCCUGCUCAGCCACGCUGUUGCACUGAUUCGUGACUCUGAGCGCCUGGGUGAGGUGAAGAAAAGGAUGAACGUCUUGCCUCUGGGAAGUGGUGCUCUGGCUGGGAACCCACUGGAAAUUGAUAGAGAGCUUCUGCGUAGUGAACUGGACUUUGCAUGCAUCAGCCUGAACAGCAUGGAUGCCAUCAGUGAGAGAGACUUUGUGGUGGAAUUACUCUUUGUUGCCACCCUGCUGAUGAUCCACCUUAGCAAGCUGGCCGAAGAUCUCAUCAUCUUCAGCACCACUGAAUUUGGCUUUGUGACUCUCUCUGAUGCCUACAGCACUGGGAGCAGCUUGAUGCCUCAGAAGAAGAAUCCUGAUAGCCUGGAACUGAUCCGCAGCAAAGCUGGUCGUGUGUUUGGACGGUUGGCUGCUGUUCUUAUGGUUCUCAAAGGACUUCCAAGCACCUACAACAAGGACCUGCAGGAGGACAAAGAAGCUGUUUUUGAUGUUGUGGACACUCUGACUGCUGUGCUCCAGGUUGCCACCGGAGUGAUUUCUACCCUCCAGAUCAACAAGGAGAACAUGGAGAAGGCUCUGACCCCUGAGUUGCUGUCUACUGAUCUGGCUCUCUACUUGGUUCGUAAAGGAAUGCCAUUCAGACAAGCUCACGCUGCUUCUGGGAAGGCCGUCCACCUUGCUGAGACUAAAGGCAUUGCUAUCAAUAAACUCACUCUAGAGGACCUGAAGAGCAUCAGCCCUCUGUUUGCCAGCGAUGUCUCCCAGGUCUUCAACAUUGUCAACAGCGUGGAGCAGUACACUGCUGUGGGCGGCACUGCCAAGAGCAGCGUGACUGCCCAGAUCGAGCAGCUGAGGGAGCUGCUGAAGAAGCAGAAGGAGCAAGCUUAGAGUGUGGGGACAAAUCCCGUGGCUGCAGCGUUGUGCUUAUCACACUAAUCCAGAGUUAAUAAACACUGUGGUGUAUUGUAGUUCA
Lagopus muta (rock ptarmigan) is the source of this 1617-nucleotide messenger RNA. RefSeq names its product argininosuccinate lyase. The transcript has 17 exons. The coding region runs from base 132 to 1532 and encodes 466 amino acids. The record is from RefSeq and is a predicted model, not a curated record. Gene Ontology annotation, cellular component: cytosol. NCBI's taxonomy places the organism in Eukaryota, Metazoa, Chordata, Aves, Galliformes, Phasianidae. Gene Ontology annotation, molecular function: argininosuccinate lyase activity.